Molecule: messenger RNA, 1428 nt
Organism: Labeo rohita (rohu)
Lineage: Eukaryota; Metazoa; Chordata; Actinopteri; Cypriniformes; Cyprinidae
Gene: mrpl39
Product: mitochondrial ribosomal protein L39
Exons: 10
Coding region: 365-1372 (335 amino acids)
Cellular component (GO): mitochondrion
Molecular function (GO): nucleotide binding; RNA binding
Source: RefSeq, a predicted model, not a curated record
CUACUUUCAGGGUACAAUGUUUGAUCCAUUGGGUGCACAUAGUCAACCUUCACUCUCUGCUCUUACUGGUGCAGUGUGCAAUCAGUGAAGAUAGGCCACCAGGCUGUGCAAACAUAUCCAUGAAACCUCCAACACUAUAUUGGCCAGUGUUUCAGUUUCAUUGUCCAACCCCUGUAACUAAAUUCGAAACGGAACCCUAAACGCGCUCGCUCAGCUCGCACGGGAUGUUUUUAUCGCUGCAGCGCUCCCGCCGGAAGCUGCACAAGCAUGUCGCUCAUCUCUGUCAGUUAGCCGCUUUAUUUAGCUGUUUUUUUUCCUGUAAUUUCCAUUUAUCUGUUUAUAUUGCGGAGGACGUCCUUGUGUGAUGCUCAUGGCUGCUCGGACAGUCUGUCAGAUGCUUCAGCGCCGUCUGGCGUCUAGCGCAGCGGCUGCGCGCCUCUCGUCCGCGGAACUGCGCAGUCAUCGCAGCGCUCUGUUCUCCAAAGAGCAGGCGCGUCAGAGAUCUCUGUUUCCACGGACGGAGAAGAUUGAGGUGACGCUACAGGGGCCCGGCCUACAGGGGACGCUGCUGGUCAUGAACAAAGGUGUAUCGACGCCGUACAGCUGCACACGCCAUCUGACGGAGUGGCACGUGAAGAGCUCAGCUCUGGCUCUGGUGGACGGGCAGCCGUGGCACAUGCACCGACCUUUGACCCGCUCCUGCGACCUCACCCUCCUCACCUUCAAAGACGAAGACCCUCAGAUAGUCAAUCAGGCGUACUGGCGCUCGUGCGCCGCACUUCUGGGUCACGUGCUCGACGGAGCGUUUAAGGACGAGUUCAGCGUGGAGCUGCUGAAGCUUCCUGAAGUUCCAGUGACCGCUGGUGCGUUCUGUUGCGAUGUGGUUCUGGACUCUUGUUUAGACUCCUGGACGCCUACAGAGGAGAAUCUGCGCAGUUUCACCCGUGACGCUCUGCAGCUCAUCCAGAAGGAUCUGCUGUGGGAACCGCUGGAGGUUUCUCCGUCUGUGGCGCUCGAGAUCUUCUCUCACAGCAGGUGUAAGCAGGAGGACGUUGAAGAAAGAGCAGCUCAAAGUCAGAACGGGACAGUGUCAUUAUACAGGUGUGGAGAUCAUGUGACGGUGAGCGGAGGCCCUCUAGUGGCCCGUACGGGUCUGUGCUCUCAGUAUGAGGUGACGUGCGUCCAUACGCUGGGAGAGAGCGAGUGGGGCGUCCAGCGCCGUUCUCAAGGGCUCUCGCUGCCCCUCAACCUCACCGCUCAUCAUAAAGCGUGGAGGAUGCUGCGGAAAAGAGCAGAAAGACUAGUGGAGAUUCCAGUGACUCCUCCUCUCACACCAGAGGCCACACCCACCACCCCGCCCCCUCCUCAGUAAUCAACAGCAUUCAGUGUUUGUAUUAUAUUGUUGAAUAAACAUGUUUGUAACGUGAA